UUCGGCGCAGCACCGGAAAGCGCGUGGGGGUGUAUAAUCCACUUGUGGAGCUGAAGCUGCUGCAGCUCCGGUAUGGCGGCGGGCUGCUGAGACUCGUGGAAUAAACCAGAGUAAACCGGAGUAGAUCCGAAUUAACCCGGUUUAGAUCCGAAUCCGCGGCUUUGCGGGGAGCAGAGCGGGGAUGGCGGGUGUGCGGGAGGCGAGCGCGGUGGGUGCUGCGCUCGCGCUGGCGGGGGGGUUACUGUUUAUACUCUGGAGCUUCUUACAAACCAGAAAACCCGAGAAACCGCGGGAAAAACCGCGACUACCGAACCCCGAGACCCGGACCCGAACCUCCGAGACCCGGACCCACACCGCCCGGGCGGCUCAGCAGCCCCAGGAAGCCGGUACCCAGGUGCUGGUGUUGGGUCUGGAGGGCGCGGGGAAGACCAGCCUGCUGCACUGCUUCGCGACGGGCAGCCUGGAGCAGGACGUCUCGCCCACUCAGGGCUUUAAUGCCAUCUCCAUCAACCGGGAGGACCUGCACAUCGAGUUCCUCGAGAUUGGAGGUGUGGAGAAGCUGAGGGAGUACUGGCAGAUGUAUCUGAAGAAGGCUCGGGUUCUGGUGUUCGUGGUGGACUCGGCGGACCCGGCCAGCUUCCCCCUGGCUAAAACUCACCUGCACCAGCUGCUGGCUGCCGACCCGUACCUGCCGCUGGUCCUGCUGGCCAACAAACAGGACGUGCCGGGCGCUCGGGGCGUGGCGGAUCUGUAUGAGGAGUUGGCGCUGGGCUCGGUGGGCGACGCCCGUAAGCUGUGUGUUCUUGGGACGCAGGUUCGGAGGGGCCGGGCGGAGGCUAACGCCGGCGUGCAGGACGCCCGAGAGCUGAUCAUCGAGAUGAUGAACCACACCCACGCCUAGAACCAGCGCUCCACCUGAUUGGCUGAACUUUAAGAUCAGUCAACCAGUCUGAAUGUCUUUAAACCAAUCAGGGCCCUUUCUUUACCAAAUAUGUUACUGAUUGUACCUUAAAGGAGCAGCUCCACCAAAUAUGCUAACAUGCUAACACGCUAACAUGCUAAACAUACAGUGACAUGUCAAAAGUCUUGGGACAGGAGCUGGUAUUAUGGGAUUUGUGGGCGGGGUCUCCUGCACUGAAUGUGGAUGUGAUUUCUGCACUUAUAUCUGUUAACACGGACAGUUCUAGCCAGAAGCUGCCGGUCACCAUCAUUACCCCCCCCACUGCUCUGUAACACCUCUAUAACAGCUGAUCCCAAGUCGUCCUCUGAGUUGACACUUCGUUAUCAGUUUAUAUACUGCUGUCCCAUGAUUUUUGGCAUGUCUAUGUGAAUGAAAGCUCCUAACCACUAGUUAGCAUAAUGCUAAUCGGAGGCUAUUCACUUUCAUUGUCUGUUAACAUUAGCAACAGUAUAGGUUACUUGGGGAUGUCACAGGGCUGUAGGGUUAAUAGCUCUAGUAUUUCAGUAGACUGUUUUAUAAGUGUUCUGGUUUGUUUGGGGAAAGAAUUUUAAGCUGUAAAAAUACAGUACAGUACUGUGCAAAAGUUUUAGUACCCCUAAACACAAUAUUAUAAAUGAUUUCUCUCAGCACUGAAAGAGUGAUUAGUGUAAAAACUCAAGAACAGAUAAAUACAAUGUAAAGUAACAAGGAUUUCCUGUUUCUAAAAGCUAGUCUGAAGAAUAAAGCUCAGUUUCAGAUUUCUCCUGGACGAUGUUCAAUUCCAUUAGCAGCUCAUCUGAUUUAUCAUCAUUCAGCUCUGAUUUAAAGAGAAAUAUACUUAAUAUUUCACUCCAUGAGGAGAAAUGAGGAGAUGUUUCAACCCUUUUAUUAUUUUACAGGUUAAAUUGACCCAUUUUAUGGUUUAAAAUAAUAUAUAGAAAAAUAUAUAUUAAUGGAAAUUUCUCAUUUAAUUCCAGAAUAUCAUGAUACUAAUAAUUAUGUACUCCAAUUAUCUCCAUAUAUCCAGGAUUAAAGUAAAAUAAAUUAUACUGGACUGAUAGAAUCUGUCUUUAGUAGGUAUAAAAUGUGAAAUGAGACCAGUAUGAAUUUUUAUUUAGCUAAAAACAGUAAAAAAAAAAAAAAAAAAAAAAAAA
This is a messenger RNA of Astyanax mexicanus (Mexican tetra), 2094 nucleotides long. RefSeq names its product ADP-ribosylation factor-like 9 (gene arl9). Gene Ontology annotation, molecular function: GTP binding; GTPase activity. Lineage: Eukaryota; Metazoa; Chordata; Actinopteri; Characiformes; Acestrorhamphidae. Bases 182 to 901 code for a protein of 239 amino acids. The transcript has 4 exons. The record is from RefSeq and is a predicted model, not a curated record.